CCCGCCAGCCCGCCCGCCGCCCGCCUGCGGCAUCGUGUGCUGCCCGCACAUGUCCUCGCCACCCUGCGGCCUCCGUUCCUGUCCGCUGCGUCCCCGGCUUGGCCCUCCCAGCCCCGGCACGCUCCCUCCCCCUAUCUGCAUGCGCCUGAUCCAACAAUGAAGUCGCCCUCUGUGCGAUGACUUCUCGACCUGGCCCGGGGAUUCACGAAUCUCUUCAGACUCGUGGUAGCGGCCUGCCCCCUCGGUCCCAGGCGCCGCCGCGCCGCCCUGGCAAGCCCGUCCAGAGCCUCGUUCAGCCCGACUGCAUCGAUCCCGCCCUGGAAGACGACCGCCCAUCAGCCCUCCAGCAUGCCGCCAGCGAGCCUGCCCGUCCUGCGCCGCGAGGACGCCCGCCCAUCUUCUACACGGCCAUGGCCAACUACGCCUCGGACCUGGCCCUGCACGCCUUCCCCUACCAGCCCAUCGCCAACCUGCCCCUGCCCCCCAGGCCCGGCUCCGUCCAUCUAAGAGAGGCGUCUCAGCAACGUCGCAUAUGGCCCGGAGGCUCGGGCGUCAAGGACGCUCCAAAGCCCGGAGGACCUGACGUUGUCGCUCCACCCGUCCAUUUUCCCGGUGGUAAGGCUGCCGAUGUAUUCCCGUGGACUGGCAGCAAUGCCGAGGACAACCUGUCCGAGGCGCUUGUCAAGGCAGGCGUCAGCAAUAAGCCGCAGAUCAUGAACGAAUCCAACACCGCCCGGCCCUCGCUGAUAAACAACCUCAAGAACAAGUCGGGCCUCAGCACCCUGUCGACCCUGUUCGUCGCCGUCCUGGAGAAGAGACAGCAGACGGGCCGCCUGCAGACGCCCAACACGUUCAAGCCGCCCCCGCGCCUGACGCUCAGAGACUCGACUCGCGAGCAGUGGCUGCAUGAUCUGGCAAACCCGGGCACAGGCCUCCGUCGCCUGAGCCGCACCAUACCCCACGGCCUCACUGGCAAGGUACUGCUGGAACAGUGUCUCAACAAGAACAUUCCGCUUCCGCGAGCGCUAUGGCUGGCCAAGUGCGUGGGCAUCAACGAGCUGCGCGCUCACAAGAGAAAGGGCCAGGCUGGUACUGUGACGUGGGGCAGAGGCUGGACCAGCUCGGUCGAGCAGUUUGUGGACGGCGUUAUUGGCGGCAUAGGGCAAGGCGACUGGAAACCCCGCAUCACAUAUGCCCUUCAGCUGGCUACACAUCUCUACAAAGAACACCUUUUGGACGACGACCACUUCCUCGACUGGAUCGUCAAUGGCUUGGAUACAUGCGCCUCGGAGCGCCUGUUCAUCUGGCUAUUGGUGGUUUCCAUUUCCCAUUACUGGAUAGACGUCACCUGCUGCCGCCGCCGCGGCAAGCGUCUUGCCGAAUCAUUGCUUAACCAGCUUGAUAGAAUUUACCGACUAGAGGAUGUGGGUCCUUAUAUGGCCGUCUUGCAGUACCUGGAAAACACCAUUGUCAGGCUCCUCGCAGCACGGCCAGCCUGCCUACUACUCCCCACAGCCUGGCCACAGUACAGCCCUCUUCUGCACAAACUCGCAGAGAGGCGGAACCAUAUACACAUCACCCAAGCCAUUCGGAGGCUCGAGCAACGAAACUGCAGACUCCUCCAGUCCCCUCAGAAAUCAUCGUCUGCUGCUGCACAAACACCCGCCGGUCGAGUCUACCGGGUACUCGAUUCUGUCGAUUACACCAAGCCCGUCCGCAUCGAAGACUUGUCGUUUGACUGCAUGGAGAUUAUUGCUGACGCGCCCCGUUUGAUUGCUGUCCUCCUCCGCUGGACCUGCACAUACCACCGAGAAGGCGCGCAUAGAGUAUAUCUGGCAACUCGACUACUCCGCAGAUGGAAUCAUCUUGGCGCAGACGUGUACGACGGCAUCGUCUCGUAUCUUCGCGAAAUGACCUGGGUUGCGACGGGCGAGCCAAGCAUUCUCUUCAAGGUUGUCGCGGAAUUAGUUCGGUCCAAAACGUUUGCAACCGGCCGCUACCUUCAAUGGCUGAUUGCUACUGGGUCUGUGGGGCAAUGUGCAGACUUGUCUCUGCCAACAUCCUGGCCACUGCGUCUGGUCACCGAAAUACCCUUGACUGGCCUACCCGAUCAAAUCUGUACUCUACGGAGCACCCUUCUCCGUGGGACAGUGCACUCUGCCGAGUCCGAGCAAAGAGCCCUUGCCUAUGCCAAACACGUCAUAUCCCAAGCCCUGCCUGCCCUGUUUGGGCUCUACAGUUCCGCCACAAAACAUGAUGAGAUGCAGCUAGACAAGCUUAGCCCAACCAUCAAGUUUGAGCUGGGCAUCUGGCUACGUCGACAAGUUGCCCAGUAUGCAGAAGUUAACCAGCACGUGCCCACCAAAGACUCAUCCAUUGAAGAGACGGCUGCCGUGUCCUUGUUAACGCCAUUGGAUUUCCAUGUUGUAAGAUCAUAUAUUGAGCGUUUUGGUGAUCUUGCCAUACUUGCGGACAUUGUUGGCAUAGCGACGUCGUCUCUCGACUCGAGCGUUCUCGCUUCCAGCGCGGACACGAUUAACUAUCACGCCAAAGCUUUCCGUGCAAUAGGUGCCUUCGACCCUCUGUUUGCCCGAGUUGCCGCGAGACAUGCCGCCUUGCGAACGAUCCGAUUUCCCGACCGCGAAUUACUGCUCAGCCUCGCCAGUCUAGCCCGAACCGCGCACACUGACGGUCAGCUCACACAGCUUCUCAACUACGACUUGAGCCAACUGAGUCAGCGUAACUCCCUUGUUGCCUGUUCGCCCGCCUCUGAUAAUAUGGGUGAAGUUAUGCAGACGGGAUCUUCUUCUGAUGACGAGAUCGAGCGUAUCCUCUCGAGUGGUACCAGUAUGGACCAGCAAAUGAUGGCCCGAGUCCUCCGAAAGAUCGUAAGCAACUUAGAAGAGCACUCAGCCAAAGGUCCCGAGCAGCUGAACAACCAUCGCGGUUGGUUCUAUCGCCUUCGCUGUUUCGACGAGCCCACGUUUGACAUGGUCGUGAAUGAAUGGGUGAUUUCAAGCUUGAUGGCCCAAAGGACCGAUGUCUUGCGGGUAGCUCUGCCCACCCUUGCCGGCUCUGGCUGCCUUGCUCUGGCUUCGUUCUUGGAGACUCUGCGGAUUUGCAUUGCCAAGCUCAAGAGCAGCCCAUCUGAAGGUGGCUUUCAGAGCACCUUGAAGGGCAUGUAUCUGGUCCUGCCGUCCGACGCGCUGGCUCAGUCGUGUUCGCCCCAAGAUGCAUAUCGAUAUCGCCUUGAGCAGCGAAGGCUAUGCCUAGAAACUGACGGGCGUUUCAUGCAAUGCAUGGGUGAGCUGAUUGGACUUGGUUCAAUGAUGUCCUCGCAGAAGAUUCAAACGCAGCUUGCAAGCUUGCUGCGCAGUAGGCCAGUGCUGUCCAUCCUGAAUACUCACAUCGCUACCGAUCCAGGAUGUUUGAGUAGGCUAAGCAAAGACGCGUCUAACGAUUGCUUGAAUGAGGCGUUAGGUACCCUUCUUGAUCCGAACAACCAUUUACGCUUAUCAGAGAAAACCCCCGAGCAGCAGGUAGUCGCCAUCUUUGCCAUCGCGAGCGAGCUGUCGUUGCCCAUCUGCCAAGCAGCCAUUGAACGAAUCUUCUCUUCUCGGGCAACCGCAUCUGACGGCUCCAGUGAGUCCCUAUCUGCUACGCUCCUGAGCGCUAUCAGAACAGCAGUGGAGAAAGAUCAGCCGUCUGGACUAGAGCUUCUGGCGAGCUUGGACGCUUCACUGACGGAUCAAAUACGGCACAAUGCGGAACGCGAGAUCAUCAACGCCUCGGCCUUUCUGGCCACAUCGUCGGCGGCCAAGACAGAAGAGUCGGAGAUAGUUUCGCCCAGGACCGUCCAGAAGUUCCUCGCCGUCAUCGACCUGACGUCCGGCAGCAGCACUGAUACUACGGAGCAAUCUACUAUGCUGCAGGCUUUGAUUGAGAGGCUCAAAGGCAUGGCUCAGGCCCUCGAUGAAAACAGGCUCUCGGUAUUGGACAUGUAUGCCUGGCUGAAUGCACUACUCCGCUUGGCCGUGUCUCACGCUUCCCCCAUACUGAGCGAUGCCACGCAUCCCCACCAGGCAGCCAUGAUGAGUGCCAUGGCCGCCUUGCUCACCCACCCAUCCCUGGAACUGUACCCUACCAUCACCGAACACGUAUUCGACGUCACAGUGUUCCUUUCAGACUACAUUUCCGACGAUGUCCGAUUCCAUGUUAUUCGCCUCGAUGGCGCUCGGCUCGCAAACGAUUCACGCUGCGUUUUCAUUCUUGGGGUUACAGCGCCUGUCGACGGUUGGCUGGUGCUAGCCAGGCCAGUCAACACACCUCCAAAUCAACCCUCGUCGCAGCCAGCGACACCCGCCCCACUGUCAGGACAACCGCCGUACCAGAGUUCACAAGCGUCGGCCACAGGUUCUGCAACACCUCAACAACGCUAUGCCAGCCAACAACAACAACAGCAGCAGCAGCAGCAGAGACAUCAGCAGAUGCAGGCCGCUCAGCAAGCGCAACAAAUGCGCAACAUGCAGCAAUACUCGCAACACCCUCAAAACAAGAUGUUGCCUGCACAACUCCAGCGUACACCCUCGGGCCAGGCCACGCCUACUCCUCUUACGCCAAUGCAGCAGAUGCAACAGAUGCAGCAGCGCGCUAUGCAGCCAUCGCCUGUCUACUCGCAACGCCCGGCCCCUGUAGCGGGUCAGGGCCAAGGUCAGGCGGGUGCGCAAGUGCCGGGUAAGUUGCACUUGAAGCAAGAUAAGGAGAUUCGGCACUAUCCGUUUGUCCAACCCAGAUGGGAAAUUCUUGCGGAGAGUUCAGGGAACCCAACUGGCAAUGAGACUGCAAUCAACUUGAGUCUCUUCGGAGCCCGUAGAGUAUAAUUGCUAACUCUACCUUUAACCAACCUCAUUUAUCUCUUACAGAGCGGAGGUUGUGGGGGGGCCACCUUCGCUUCAUGUAUGUUCUUUUCUUACUCUCGUUUUCUGGUUUGUCACCAACAGAAUCCUUUUUUUUCGGGGUUCUCUACUGAGCAUGAAGCACGGCGUUAUCCCGGUUUAACUGCUAUGAUCUGAUUACGACAUCGCAUUACACCGGAGUUUGUUUUUUUGGUUGAUGUUGUUGUUGUUGUUUCUUGACAUGGCGGGAAAGAGUGGAAGGGGAGUCGGAGAGGGCAAGGUGAAAUUAACGGAAAGGGUGUUAUCCCAGUGUUGAUUUUGGCAUAUAGCCUUUGUUUGUGU
Molecule: messenger RNA, 5237 nt
Organism: Exserohilum turcica Et28A
Lineage: Eukaryota; Fungi; Ascomycota; Dothideomycetes; Pleosporales; Pleosporaceae
Exons: 3
Coding region: 177-4880 (1567 amino acids)
Biological process (GO): regulation of transcription by RNA polymerase II
Cellular component (GO): mediator complex
Molecular function (GO): transcription coregulator activity
Source: RefSeq, a predicted model, not a curated record